This is a messenger RNA of Rosa chinensis, 843 nucleotides long. RefSeq lists its product as uncharacterized. Lineage: Eukaryota; Viridiplantae; Streptophyta; Magnoliopsida; Rosales; Rosaceae. The coding region runs from base 1 to 843 and encodes 280 amino acids. The transcript has 4 exons. The record is from RefSeq and is a predicted model, not a curated record. Gene Ontology annotation, molecular function: zinc ion binding.
AUGAGUGACAAGCAAAAGGGCCUUGAGCAGGCUAUAAAGGAGUUAUUUUCAGAUGCUGCACAUAUGCAUUGUGUCAGACAUCUCCACAAUAACUUCAAGUCAGAUGGACAUCAAGGAUUGGAACUGAAGGAUAAACUAUGGGCUAUUGCUAGAAGCUGCACAAUGAAUCAAUUCAGGGAUGCUUUGGAGGACAUGAAGAAGAGCUCAACUACUGUGAGAGUUUCAACAAAAGCAUCCUACCAGCUAGGAAGAAGCCCAUACUUGGUUGUUAAUUUGGAAGACAUAAGAGCUGCCACAAUGGUGAGGUUAGCUAAUAGAGGACAAUCUGGCCCUAAUUGGAGGUGUAAUGUUGGCCCAAGAAUUGAGAAGCAAUUGAAGAAAAAUGCUGAGCUUAGCCAUGAAUACAGAGUUAUCAAUUCAAGUAAUAACAUUUUUGAGAUUCAAGGAAGAGGUGUAGCAUGUGCUAGUGGUGUGGUGGCUGCACAUUCAGUUUCAUUGGAAGCAAGGACCUGCACUUGCAAGAGAUGGGACAUCUCUGGGGUACCAUGUGGGCAUGCAGUAGUUGCAAUUCACUCCAAAGGCUUGAGGCCUGAUGAUUUUGUGCAUGAUUACUUCACCAAGAACACAUACAUGAAGGCUUAUGACCCAGUAAUGUUCCCAAUAUCUGGAGUGGCUGAGUGGGACAAGAUACAUAGGCCAAUUGCACCUCCUUUUUAUAGGAGGCAACCUGGGAGACCCAAAAUGUCAAGGAACAAAGAACAAGGUGAGAAUGUGGUGCAGCAGCAGGCAAAUGAGGGAGAGCAGCAGCAAGAUCCUCAGGAAGCUGAACCUGUCCAGCAAUAG